Tribolium madens (black flour beetle) is the source of this 1264-nucleotide messenger RNA. RefSeq lists its product as uncharacterized. The transcript has 7 exons. Gene Ontology annotation, cellular component: plasma membrane. Bases 1 to 1179 code for a protein of 392 amino acids. Gene Ontology annotation, molecular function: olfactory receptor activity; odorant binding. The record is from RefSeq and is a predicted model, not a curated record. Lineage: Eukaryota; Metazoa; Arthropoda; Insecta; Coleoptera; Tenebrionidae. Gene Ontology annotation, biological process: sensory perception of smell; detection of chemical stimulus involved in sensory perception of smell.
AUGUUAUUCCCCAACACUGAAAUCAAACGAUUCCAAACAAAAGCCAAAGACCCUCUGCAUUUCCUCUACGCCUCAACAUUCGGACUUUUCCGCUUGAAAUUCAUCAAAUUUGUAGCGAUUUUCACGUUCAUUUUUCACAGUGUCAUAAGUGUUGCAUUUUUUUACGAAAUGUUGUACACUUUCGACGCUAAUCUACUGAUUCGAUACGGACCCCUGAUCUUCAUUUUUGGCAAUGGCUUCAUGGCCAUCGUUGUCUUUUUUUACAUCGAACGUGACGGUAGAUUAAUACUAAGACAAGGUAUUGACCGUCUUUGGAGUUUUGAGUCUUCGUCAAGUUUGUACAAAAGAACAAAUUUGGAAUCAAAGUAUAUUUUACAAGCCGUUUAUUUUAAUAAUUUCCUAGCGGCUUGUUUGGUGUUUUUCCUCUUGCCAGCAGGGGGGCAAAGCGAUAAGGUUCUUUAUGGGAUUAACUUAUUUGGACGAUUUUUGCCCUCACAAAGAAAAAUUUUUACUCAAAUUUAUUACUGCACUCUUCCCGUUCUCGCAUACAUGGUGACUGUUAAUCCUUAUCUCCUACUUUAUGSAUCCUCUCACAUCAAGUUUCAAGUUUGUUAUAUGAACGAAUUGUUGGUAAAKAUGGCUCGUCAGUAUAAAGACAUCGAUUACAACUURUUAAGAAAUGAGAARUACCAAAAAAACGUGACCUUGAAUCUCAAAAAUUGCAUCCGCCGACAUACAAUUUUGAAAUACAUGGAUACAAAAUUGAACAAUUUGAUUCGUUUUCCACUUUUAGUCGCGAUGGGUCUAUCGGUAGUUUUCUUAAUAUCUCUGCUUUUUCUUCUCAUUGUUUCCAGAGAAGAUGUUUACAUUCCCAGUUUUGGGGCCAUUUUGGCUUUUGGUACUGUUACCAAUUUUUUGGCUGUAUAUUCGGGUCAAGAAGUUAUAAAUGAGUCUUCAAAAUCUCUAACUUGUGCGGGGACUUCUCGUUGGACUUCUUGGAAUUUUUCGAAUCGAAAAAUGUUGCUUAUCCUGAUGACCAAUGCUCAGAAGCCUUUUAUACUCCAAAGUCCUUUUUUCGUGUUCGAUUUUGCGUUUGUUAUUAAAGCUUUAAAGUUUGUUUCGUCGGUUUGUGGACUUUUCUUCGAAGUGGCGAGGAGGAGGGAUUUGGGGGAGUUGUAAAGUGGUGUUUACCGCUUAGUAUAAUUUAGUUGGAGUAAAUAAUAAAAGUUUUGAACUAUACAGCGUGUUAAAAGUUAGUUACAAU